AUGAAGCGUGGUGUGGAGGCCCUUGGAGACUCCUAUUUGCAAGCUCGUCAACGCUUCGAAAGUCUUGAACGAAAAUUCGCUCGUAACCCUGAGCUUAAAACAGAAUAUAGUAAGUUCAUAAAGGAAUAUCUGGACCUUAAUCACAUGUCGCUAGUUACCAAUGAGGUUUUUCAACAAUGCAAGUAUUUUCUGCCGCAUCAUUGCGUCAUCAAGGAUGACAGUAGCACAACAAAGCUGAGAGUGGUUUUUGAUGGCUCUGCAUCCACUACUUCGGGCUUUUCGCUGAACGACCUACUCAUGGCAGGCCCAACUAUUCAGCCGAAACUGUUUAAUAUCCUUAUUAGAUUUCGUACUUUUCCCAUAGCACUUACUGGGGACAUCUGUAAGAUGUAUAGGUGUGUUCGCGUCACCCCACCAGAUAGCAUGCUCCAAUGCAUAUUGUGGCGUGAAUCUCCUCAGGAAAACUUUGCCAUCUAUAAGUUAGACACGCUGACUUAUGGAACUAAGCCUGCGUCAUUUCUGGCCAUACGUGCCAUGCACCAACUCGCAGCUGACGAAUCCUCGACUUAUCCCAUUGGUGCAGAAAUAGUGCGUCGAGACUUCUACGUAGAUGACUUGAUAUCUGGAGGCGAUUCGAUGGAAGAAGUACUGAAUAUCAAGCUACAAACAACUAGCCUCCUUGCUCGAGGAAACUUUAAGUUACGCAAGUGGUGCUCUAAUAGUCCAGAUAUCCUUCGUGAUAUACCUGACGUAGACAAGGAACGUUUCCUUAAGUUUGACGAUGGCAGUGACAUCACCAAAGCUCUGGGACUAGUUUGGGAUCCGGUCAAGGACAAGCUGCUAUUUUCGUUUGUGCCACAACGAGAACUCGGUAAAAACUCAAAACGCUCUGCGUUGUCUACUCUAGCUCGCUGUUACGAUCCCCUUGGACUAAUGGGCCCUACGCUGACCAAGGCGAAGAUUCUUCUGCAACGCAUGCGGAGAGACAAGCUUGAGUGGGAUGAGAGUCUACCGCAAUCGUUAAACACCGCCUGGUCUGCUUUUUGCAGCGGGUUUGCAGACAUACAGCACCUAUCAUUUCCUCGUUACGUCUUGCAACCUGGGGCCAUUACAGAAAUUCAUGCAUUUUGCGAUGCAAGCCUUGAAGCUUAUGGGGCUUGCGUUUAUACGCGUUCAGCCAAGGAUAGUAAGGUACAAGUGCACCUGUUGUGUUCGAAGGCCCGUGUCGCUCCACUGAAGACUAUCACCGUGCCCAAGCUGGAACUCUGUGCAGCAACACUGCUGGCACAACUCAUGG
This is a messenger RNA of Rhagoletis pomonella (apple maggot), 1297 nucleotides long. RefSeq lists its product as uncharacterized. The record is from RefSeq and is a predicted model, not a curated record. NCBI's taxonomy places the organism in Eukaryota, Metazoa, Arthropoda, Insecta, Diptera, Tephritidae. The annotation marks the transcript as partial. The transcript has a single exon.